Macrosiphum euphorbiae (potato aphid) is the source of this 1872-nucleotide messenger RNA. The record is from the annotation of a GenBank genome assembly. NCBI's taxonomy places the organism in Eukaryota, Metazoa, Arthropoda, Insecta, Hemiptera, Aphididae.
AUGACUGUCAGACUUAUCGUGCUUGGAAUUUUUCUACUAAUUUCUAGUCCAUGUUUUUCCGUAAAUAUCUUAGGAUUUUUGGGUCAGGCUUACCGUAAACAUUUAAUUCAAUUCCGCGAAGAUCCUCAAUUCGGAAAUAAAAAAAUAUUAGAUGAGUACGAUUUUAUAGUGGUAGGAGCUGGUGCUGCAGGAGCAACGGUCGCCCGACGAUUAGCUGAGGUGUCGAAAUGGAACAUACUACUAUUGGAAGCUGGUGGAGAAGAAUCAUUGAUAACUUCUCUUCCAAGUAUUGCUCACUAUUUACAAUUUACAAAUUACAAUUGGGCAUACCACACGGAGGAGGAGUUACAUGCUUGUAGAGGACUUGUAAACAAGACUUGCCCUUGGCCGGCAGGAAAAGGAUUGGGAGGAAGCACAAUAAUUAAUAACAAUAUGUACACAAGGGGUAAUGUAAGAGAUUUCGAUCGUUGGGCAGAAGCAGGAAAUCGAGGGUGGUCUUAUAAGGAAGUACUACCUUAUUUCCUAAAAAACGAAGACGUAAACAUACCGGAACUAAAAAGGUCCCCCUAUCACGGGGUGGGAGGACCAUUGCCAAUUAACUAUCCUGAUUAUAAGUCGAAACUGGUCGAAGCGUUCUUGGAGUCAGCACCUGAGGUCGGUAUGUCUGUUGGUGACUAUAACGCUCCGGGUAGUCAUGUGGUAUUUUCCAGAAUUCAAAGUACAACAUCGAGUGGCAGACGAAUAACUUCUGCUAGAGCUUAUCUCCACGACAACUUAAAUAAUCUGCACAUAGUCGAAUUCGGGUAUGUCACAAAAAUAUUGAUAGACGACCGAACAAAAGUGGCGUAUGGAGUAGAGUUUAUGAAGAAUAAAAAGAAAAGAAGAGUUCUGGCUAAAAAGGAGGUAAUAAUAUCAGCAGGCACGUUCAACUCGGCUAAACUGUUAAUGUUGUCAGGUAUUGGGCCCAAAGAACAUCUGGGUCCUUUAGGUAUAAAGACCGUGAGUGAUUUACGCGUGGGAGACAACUUACAAGAACAUCCAGCAUUUGCCGGGUUGGCUUUUCUAGUGAACGAAACUGUAUCGUUUGUUCCGGACAGAAUAUUUCGUGACUUAAUAAACGAAGCAUUUAAAAUAAACGAAAAAAGGAGUUUUAUGACAACCUUGCCACCCGAAGGUGUUGGCUACGUGAAAACCAAGUACAACACGGAUGUAGGAGACAUACCCGAUAUCGAGUAUAUAUUCAUGUCUACCAGUUUGGCGGGGGAAGGGGGUUUGGGUGGCAGUAUUGGACGGAGAUCGAUGGGUGUACCCGACAGGCUGUACUACGAAACGUAUAACGGCGCUUUGGCACGUGACACGUGGUCAAUUUGGGUCAUGUUGAUGUACCCGGAGAGCAGAGGACAGGUAAGGCUGCGCAGUGCUAAUCCGUUCGACAAGCCGGUGAUCAACGCCAACUUUUUCACCGACCGUAUGGACUUGAAACGAAUCGUGGAAGGCAUCAAAAUGACGAUCGAGCUCAGCAAGACCAAGGCGUUUCAGAAGUACGGUUCCCGGUUACACAAAACACCCCUGCUCGGGUGUAGACACUUGGAAUUCGGCACCGAUCCGUACUGGGAGUGUUGCGUGGAGACGAUGACAAUGCAGAUGCACCACCAGAGUGGCACGUGCAAAAUGGGACCGGAAUGGGAUCGAAACGCCGUAGUGAACCCUGAGCUGAAGGUGUACGGUGUGAAUAGACUGAGGGUGAUAGACUGCUCCAUAAUGCCCACGAUUACAGGCGCCCAUACUGUGGCGCCGACCUAUAUGAUUGGCGAGAAAGGCGCCGAUUUAGUCAAGUCUACUUGGUUGAAUAACAUCCAAGCAGACUUGUGA